Chlamydomonas reinhardtii is the source of this 4689-nucleotide messenger RNA. RefSeq lists its product as uncharacterized. Bases 538 to 3993 code for a protein of 1151 amino acids. Gene Ontology annotation, molecular function: iron-sulfur cluster binding; GTP binding; transferase activity. The record is from RefSeq and is a predicted model, not a curated record. The transcript is spliced from 20 exons. Lineage: Eukaryota; Viridiplantae; Chlorophyta; Chlorophyceae; Chlamydomonadales; Chlamydomonadaceae.
CUUGUUGGAUAGCGGCUGCAAAGGGACUGCUCUUUAUGUUUCGGGGCUGGCUGAAAGAGUUGGUCUUCCAAAACGGAAAAGCACGAAAGUUUCGGUCUUCCAAUUCCCGCCGCAAAUUUGCCCGAAUCCCCCUUCAAAGAAACUUCAGACUUAAAUACAAACUACUGCGCCGCUCAGACAGGUGUCGGGGCCUUGGGGAAGGCGGGCUGACGAUGCCGGGACGUCACCCAUGUAGAAAUUCGAGCUCGAUUUCGCCGAGCGCCUAUUCCUUUGUAAUCGAAAAUAGGCUGCUAUUUACCAAACUUCUGAAAUAGCCGAACGAACCCACGGUGACAAAGGCACAACGAAGCAAAUUGUGUAGCAACACCACCACUACCGCCACACGGGCGCGCAAAGCUUUAAAACAACAAACUUAGACAGUGAACUCAUAAGCUGAUACUGUUACGCCCUGCGAGUACUUUUUACCCCCGAAUCCGGUACUCUAUACCAUAUUUCACACGGCCGCUGCGCGAGGCGCUAGCGGCCGCUGACGACGCGAUGGCGCACAGCCUCAGCGCACACAGCCGUCAGGCUGGUGACAGAAAGCUUGGCGCGGGCGCGGCCUCGUCGCGCCCGAGCUGUCCCUCGCGCCGCAUUGUGCGCGUCGCCGCGCAUGCGAGCGCCUCCAAGGCCACGCCCGACGUCCCGGUCGAUGACCUGCCUCCCGCUCAUGCCCGCGCUGCCGUCGCGGCCGCCAACCGCCGCGCUCGUGCCAUGGCUUCGGCUGAGGCCGCCGCGGAGACCCUGGGUGACUUCCUGGGGCUCGGCAAGGGCGGGCUUUCGCCCGGGGCCACCGCCAACCUGGACAGGGAACAGGUACUGGGUGUGCUGGAGGCGGUGUGGCGCCGCGGCGACCUCAACCUGGAGCGCGCGCUGUACAGCCACGCCAACGCCGUCACCAACAAGUACUGCGGCGGCGGUGUGUAUUACCGCGGCCUGGUGGAGUUCUCCAACAUCUGCCAGAACGACUGCAGCUACUGCGGCAUCCGCAACAACCAGAAGGAGGUGUGGCGCUACACCAUGCCGGUGGAGGAGGUGGUGGAGGUGGCCAAGUGGGCGCUGGAGAACGGCAUCCGCAACAUCAUGCUGCAGGGCGGCGAGCUCAAAACGGAGCAGCGCCUGGCGUAUCUGGAGGCGUGCGUGCGCGCCAUCCGCGAGGAGACCACCCAGCUGGACCUGGAGAUGCGCGCGCGCGCCGCCUCCACCACCACAGCUGAGGCCGCCGCCUCCGCGCAGGCGGACGCAGAGGCCAAGAGGGGCGAGCCGGAGCUAGGCGUGGUGGUGUCGCUGAGUGUGGGCGAGCUGCCCAUGGAGCAGUACGAGCGGCUGUUCAGGGCUGGCGCGCGGCGCUACCUGAUCCGCAUCGAGACCUCCAACCCCGACCUGUACGCUGCGCUGCACCCCGAGCCCAUGAGCUGGCACGCGCGCGUGGAGUGCCUGCGCAACCUCAAGAAGGCCGGCUACAUGCUGGGCACUGGCGUGAUGGUGGGGCUGCCGGGCCAGACGCUGCACGACCUGGCGGGCGACGUCAUGUUCUUCCGCGACAUCAAGGCCGACAUGAUCGGCAUGGGCCCCUUCAUCACGCAGCCGGGCACGCCCGCCACCGACAAGUGGACGGCGCUAUACCCCAACGCCAACAAGAACAGCCACAUGAAGUCCAUGUUCGACCUCACAACCGCCAUGAACGCGCUGGUGCGAAUCACCAUGGGCAACGUCAACAUCAGCGCCACCACCGCGCUGCAGGCCAUCAUCCCCACCGGCCGCGAGAUUGCGCUGGAGCGCGGCGCCAAUGUGGUGAUGCCCAUCCUCACGCCCACCCAGUACCGCGAGUCCUACCAGCUGUACGAGGGCAAGCCCUGCAUCACCGACACCGCCGUGCAGUGCCGGCGCUGCCUGGACAUGCGCCUGCACAGCGUGGGCAAGACCUCCGCCGCGGGCGUGUGGGGCGACCCCGCCUCCUUCCUGCACCCCAUCGUGGGCGUGCCCGUGCCGCACGACCUGUCCAGCCCCGCGCUGGCCGCCGCCGCCUCCGCCGACUUCCACGAGGUGGGAGCCGGCCCCUGGAACCCCAUCCGACUGGAGCGAUUGGUGGAGGUGCCGGACCGCUACCCCGACCCCGAUAACCAUGGCCGCAAGAAGGCCGGGGCCGGCAAGGGCGGCAAGGCCCACGACUCCCACGACGACGGCGACCACGACGACCACCACCACCACCACGGCGCCGCGCCCGCGGGCGCCGCGGCUGGCAAGGGCACCGGUGCCGCCGCGAUCGGUGGCGGCGCCGGCGCUUCGCGCCAGCGCGUGGCAGGCGCUGCGGCGGCCUCUGCGCGGCUGUGUGCGGGCGCGCGCCGCGCUGGGCGCGUGGUGGCGUCGCCGCUGCGGCCGGCGGCGGCGUGCCGCGGCGUGGCAGUGAAGGCGGCGGCGGCGGCGGCUGGCGAGGAUGCGGGCGCGGGCACCAGUGGCGUGGGCAGCAACAUUGUGACCAGCCCCGGCAUCGCCAGCACCACCGCUCACGGUGUGCCGCGAAUCAACAUCGGCGUGUUCGGAGUCAUGAAUGCGGGCAAGUCGACGCUGGUGAACGCUCUGGCGCAGCAGGAGGCGUGCAUCGUGGACUCCACGCCCGGCACCACCGCCGACGUCAAGACGGUGCUUCUAGAGUUGCACGCGCUGGGCCCGGCCAAGCUGCUGGACACUGCGGGGCUGGACGAGGUGGGCGGGCUGGGCGACAAGAAGCGGCGCAAGGCGCUCAACACCCUCAAGGAGUGCGACGUGGCGGUGCUGGUCGUGGACACGGACACGGCGGCGGCGGCCAUCAAGUCCGGCCGCCUGGCGGAGGCGCUGGAGUGGGAGUCCAAGGUGAUGGAGCAGGCGCACAAGUACAACGUCAGCCCAGUGCUGCUGCUCAACGUCAAGAGCCGGGGGCUACCGGAGGCGCAGGCAGCGUCCAUGCUGGAGGCGGUGGCAGGCAUGCUGGACCCAAGCAAGCAGAUUCCCCGCAUGUCGCUGGACCUGGCCAGCACGCCGCUGCACGAGCGCUCCACCAUCACCUCGGCCUUCGUCAAGGAGGGCGCCGUGCGCUCCAGCCGCUACGGCGCGCCGCUGCCAGGCUGCCUGCCGCGCUGGAGCCUGGGCCGCAACGCCAGGCUGCUCAUGGUCAUCCCCAUGGACGCCGAGACCCCCGGCGGCCGCCUGCUGCGCCCACAGGCGCAGGUCAUGGAGGAGGCCAUCCGGCACUGGGCCACGGUACUGAGCGUGCGCCUGGACCUGGACGCGGCGCGCGGCAAGCUAGGACCCGAGGCGUGCGAGAUGGAGCGCCAGCGCUUUGACGGCGUCAUCGCAAUGAUGGAGAGGAACGACGGCCCCACGCUGGUGGUCACCGACUCGCAGGCUAUCGACGUGGUGCACCCCUGGACUCUGGACCGCUCCUCCGGGCGGCCGCUGGUGCCCAUCACCACCUUCUCCAUCGCCAUGGCCUACCAGCAGAACGGCGGGCGGCUGGACCCCUUUGUGGAGGGGCUGGAGGCGCUAGAGACGCUGCAGGACGGCGACCGCGUGCUGAUCUCGGAGGCGUGCAACCACAACCGCAUCACCUCCGCCUGCAACGACAUCGGCAUGGUGCAGAUCCCCAACAAGCUGGAGGCGGCGCUGGGCGGCAAGAAGCUGCAGAUCGAGCACGCCUUCGGCCGCGAGUUCCCGGAGCUUGAGUCGGGCGGUAUGGACGGUCUGAAGCUGGCCAUUCACUGCGGCGGCUGCAUGAUUGACGCCCAGAAGAUGCAGCAGCGCAUGAAGGACCUGCACGAGGCAGGCGUGCCCGUCACCAACUACGGCGUGUUCUUCUCUUGGGCCGCCUGGCCCGACGCCCUGCGCCGCGCGCUGGAGCCCUGGGGUGUCGAGCCGCCCGUAGGCACUCCCGCCACGCCCGCCGCCGCGCCGGCUACCGCAGCCAGCGGCGUGUAAGAUUGCCAGCGUGGUAGGGUAGGGUAUGGAGUGGGAGAUGCGACCAAAAGCGGCUUAUGAUUGGCUUUGGCCCCCCUUCAUGCAACUGGCACGCAAGCUGAGCGUGCUUGGUGCUUGAAGGAAAGGUACAUGCUAGAUUGCUCGGUGGUUGAAAUGUUUCAACCCAUGUUCAGAGCUACACAUGUUCACACGGUAUUCUUUGGUUCCUUAGUUGCAUGCUCACGCCGAAUUCGCUGACUGCAUAAAGCGCCGAGCCUAAGGCUGGUGAGCAUACAAGUAUGAUAUGGCUGAUGUUGGUCGGGCUCCUAGCUUUACUGAACGCUUGCGGGCCUGUCAGUUUACUUCGAGUGGGCAAGGCUUGUGCACAGAGUGUACCAUUAGCUGCUAUGGUGCUUGGCAGCCAAUUGCGCAAGGCACCACUCAAUAAUGCAGUACGUGUCGGACUUCAGACUGGUGCAUGCUGCUGUUUGGGGUGCACCCUGCAGAUGCACCCCUGCCACUCAUUUACAGUGGUAUUGUACUGCGGAUGGCAUGGCCGUGCCUGACGUGCUCCGCCAAUUGCUGCUGAUCGAAAUACAUAAUAAUUAAUAAGGGCACCUUGCAGCACGCGACACUACUGAGGAUGUGUGACGCGUGCGUGGCAGUACAGGCGAGGACGGACGCAUGGCGGCAUGUGCCCUGUAAUUCACCCGCCCC